Messenger RNA from Phalacrocorax carbo (great cormorant), 1746 nucleotides. NCBI's taxonomy places the organism in Eukaryota, Metazoa, Chordata, Aves, Suliformes, Phalacrocoracidae. The record is from RefSeq and is a predicted model, not a curated record.
AUGAGCCGCGGCGGUCGCGCCCCCAACCUGCGCCGCGCCCUCGGGGCGCCGCCGCCCCUCACCGCGGCUCCGGGGCGGCUGGCGGCGGCGGCGGCGGCGCGGAGCGCGGAGCGGGAGGAGCUGGCGGCGCUGAACGAUCGCUUCGCCGCUUUCCUAGAGCGGGUGCGGGCGCUGGAGCGGCAGAACGGGGCCCUGCGAGCCGCCCUGGGCCGCGCCGCCGCCGCCACCGCGCCCCGCACCGCCGGGCUGGUGCAGGGCGAGCUGCGGGGGCUGCGGGAGCGGCUGCAGCGCCUCGGCCGCGACCGCGACCGGCUCCAGGCCGAGCGAGACGGGCUGGCCACCGACCUGGCGGCCCUGCAGCAGCGGCUGGAGAACGAGACGCAGAAGCGGGAGGAUGCGGAGAAAAGCCUGGUGCUGUUCCGCAAGGAUGUGGAUGAUGCCACGCUGUCCCGCCUGGAGCUGGAGCGCAAGGUUGAGCUGCUGAUGGAUGAGAUUGGCUUCCUCAAGAAGCUGCAUGAGGAGGAGCUGCGGGACCUGGAGGUGAGUGCCCCCAGCCCGGCGGUGCCGGCAGAGGUGGAGGUCUGCAAGCCGGAGCUGACGGCCGCGCUGCGGGAGAUCCGCACCCAGUACGAGAGCAUUGCCGUGAAGAACCUGCAGGAAGCUGAGGAGUGGUACAAGUCAAAGUUUGCCGACCUCUCAGACGCAGCCAACCGCAACCACGAGGCGCUGCGGCUGGCCAAGCAGGAGAUGAAUGAGUCCCGGCGGCAGAUCCAGAGCCUCACCUGUGAGGUGGACGGGCUGAAGGGCAUGAAUGAGGCGCUGCAGCGGCAGAUGCGGGAGAUGGAGGAUGAGUUUGGCGAGGAGAUCGGGAACUACCAGGACGUGGUGGGGCGGCUGGAGCAGGAGAUCCAGCAGAUGAAGGAAGAAAUGGCGCGGCACCUGCGCGAGUACCAGGACCUGCUUAACGUCAAGAUGGCCCUGGACAUUGAGAUCGCCACAUACCGCAAGCUGCUGGAGGGCGAGGAAAGCCGGAUCACCGUCCCCCUGCCCCCCGCCACCUCCUUCAGCAUGAGAAGUUCAGUGCUGGAGCCGCAGCCUGCGGAGAGCCCUGCACGGAGGAUGGUGCUCAUCAAAACCAUCGAGACGCGGGACGGGCAGCAGGUGGUGACAGAGUCGCACAAGGAGCGAGCGGAGCCAGGGAAGUGAUGGAGGGGACCUGCCACACGGGCUCCCCCAGUCCUGCACCGCCCAACCUGGCGGGGUGGCAGCUGGUGGGGGGGGCUUCACCGGACCCCGCUGUGCCUUGUGUGGGCCGGGGAGCAGAGUGUGGGGCCAGCUGCCCCCCAUCCCUGCUGCCAGCACCGAGGGUCGAUGCUGCGGCACAUCCCUGGGCCUUGCGUAUCCCCCCCCCCCCAUUAUUUAUUGCUAUUUAUCGCCUCUUUGUUUUUCUCCCUACCACAACCUCAGUUGUAUUUAACAUUUAUCCAAUGUCUCCCACACUCCCCCGGCUCUGGGGCUGAGGGGGUCCCUGCUCCCCUCCUGCUGAUGGAGGUGGCACUGGCUGCCCCUGGGUUUUGGGGUCCAGGGGUCCCCAGGCACUGUCCCCCCCCUCCCCCCCCGCUGCCUCUGCCUUGGCCCGGGCUCCCCCGGGCCCUCGGGGUGUGCUGCGGUGCAGGGCCUGGUCGGGGGGGGGGGCUCUGGGGGUGCCCCCCGGUAUCCCCAUCCUGCUUGAGCGGCAAAUAAAGG